AUGAGUGAUAGAAAGUCGGGGAGUUUGUCAAGUAACAGGAGAUUACAAAGAACAAUGAGUUCAUUUAGAAAUAACCAAGACUGUGGCCUUAUUAAUAAUGAUUUCGCCUCUUUUGAGUUAAAUUCUAAUGACUUAUAUAGAUCUGAUAAUGCUCAUUGUUCUGUAUCAAAUUCAUUGUCUUCAAUUACUGAUACAAGAAAUCGCGACUAUAUACCAGAAGAGUUUAACAGCUUUGGUAUGGGAAAGAACAAUAGCCAUAAUGGACUUGGCGUAGGACAUGUCAAAUCUAGUAUAGCUCAAGAUAUUUCUAAUGGAGAUAACAUUUUUCAUUCUUCAGGAAGUGGUUCACUAUUGUGGGAUAGACAAUCUGAUAUUCCUCUAGUACUUGAACAAUUUAGUUCGAAAUCUGCAUUUGAAAUACACGAAGAUCAGGAUCCACGACCUAAAUCAAUGAACUAUAGUGUUGAUAACUUAGGUGAUAGGAGCUUGUGCUCAUGGGAUUACUCAAAUUAUACCUCAGGUUCGCUUUUCAGUAGUUACCCAGCUGAUAGGAAUAUAUCUCUGGAACCUAGGGUAUACAAAGAUAAAUUUGACUAUGGAGUACAUAAUUGGAUGGAAAAUAAUGACAAUUCCAGCAAUGAAGAUACUAAGAAUAAGGAUUCAGCAUUCUACUGGAGUAACGGUAAUCACCAAAUAGAACAAUCUUAUGAGAUUAGGGGAAUUGGAAGAUUAACUCAAAGGGAAUAUGAAGAUAGUUCUAGAGAGAUACGUAUUAGGAAUGAGGCAUAUAUGAGUGGAAAUCAAUACUUUAGGCAACGGAAUUACAAUAUUGUACAUGGUUGUGACUAUGACAAGACUAACACAAAGGGAACCAAAUAUUCCGGUGAUAAACUGUCAAGCACAGCUUUCACUGAGGAUAAUUUGAAAUCUAGAAAUAUAGGUGAUAUGGCUACUUCACCUUUAAAUGACUACUCAGUUUUUAAUAGAAAUAGGUUCUAUAUGUCUGAAGCAGAAAGAGAUCUAAACGCUCAAGGAUUUAUUAGUGAUAUGACUCCUUUGGGGAGUAAUACCCCUAUAACACGACAAUUACAAAUGAGUGGAUUUAAUAGAGAUUUGUAUUCACAAUUCAAUUACUUUACUAAUGAUGAAUAUAUAAAAAUUAACCAGUUCAAUAGUAGGUCUGUGUUUGCUGAUAGUCCCCAGAGCAGUAGUACUUCGGAUGCAAUUUUGAAUAUACAAAGAGAUGGCUUUGGUUCAAACAUCAACAAUAAAACAAUAAUACAACAGGGUGAAAUGAACAACUUUACUAAAAAAAGUGGAGUUGGCAAUUUUAGUGUGGAUAAUAUUGCAACUUUAGAUAAUAAUAAAAGUAUUUAUCCACUUAUGGGUCACUUUCCACUUAAAAGUGCACUACCUACAGGUGAAUAUCUCAGCGAUUAUAUUAAUCACUACCAACAACCUUCAACAAUAAAUAAGGGGAAUAAUGUUAAUUUCCAACAUUAUGCUCCUCACUGGAGAAGUGUUGAUAUAGAGGCUAAUGACAGUUUUAACAAAAAUAAGCGCAAUUUAGCUUUUACGUGCAAAGGAAGUGAGCAGACAUCUAUAAGUAUUCAAAAUUCUAAAAUAUUACUACCAAUAAAGGUAUCUUCUAGGGGGUCCAGCAAUUCUAGGUUUCCACCUCCACCACCUCCAGUACCUUCAGUAGGAAUGUGGAGAUCUCAAUUUAAUAAUACAUCCUUAUACUCAAAUGCUGCAACAUGUAAGAACUUACCAGUGAGUAGCUUGCAACAGUUCAGACAGCAACAAUCUGCAUAUUAUUCAAAUUCUCUAUCUGUAAGCAAUACUCACAAAAAAAAUCCUAAUUCUAUGAAAAUUGGAUAUCAGUGUAGCACUAAUUAUUCAUUAAAUUCGAAACAAAACUCUUCUACAAUACCUCUUCCUUUACCAGAGAUAUACAAUAAAAUAGAACUCAAUAGCAGUGUUUCACCUAAAAUAGCUAAGAAACGUAGUAAUUCCAAUCAAUCACAGAAUUUGCGAAAAGAUGGGGUCUUACCAAAUGACAAUUCGGUAUCAGCGAAUAAAGUAGGGGGGCUGAAUGGCAACAGGAGUAUAGUAUCCCCUACUGCAGUGUCAAUUAAUAAUGGUCUGAAUUUACCUAAAGUCUUACCAUCUGGAGAUGAUAGCAAUUUAAUUUUGUCCCAAUCAACUACUCCCUCUACAAUUGCUGCAUUGUGGGCUAAAGCUAUGAGUAAAACGGGUGGGCGCAAUAGUUUCAACAAUAGAUUUCAGAAGAGCAACUCGGGAUCUAGUGCUUUUAAUACUGAGAAUAAUGAGACUGGUGCAUACGAGACAGAGAUCAUAACAUGUGCAAGAUAUUCUUCCUUUUUGCGAAAUAAUUCAGGUAGGCUGCACUGGCUUAGAGUAAUGUAUCACUACUUAGACACUGUUGAAAUUAGUGAGAUUCGAAACCAAAAUAGAGGGAAUAAAGCUAUUCGAAUGGUCGCAAUGGAUGAUAUUGCGAUUGAAGCUAUUUCUAGGUCUUUUGAUCCUUCUGAAUGCGCCUAUUGGUCAGAACCUGAAAAUGGGGCUUUUGCUCACAAAAAUAUCAGAUUGGCUUUAGCACACAAGGUAGGUCAUCGUACUGUGGCAAAUCCACAAAAUUAUGUGACGCAAAUCUUAACUGCCUCUUUAGAUCGUGCUGUUUCUACAUUGUUAAAUACAUUGAGGGCUAUUGAUGAUAGAGUUAGGUGGAUGUCUAGUGGCGUUAGUAGUAAAGGUGGAACGAUUCCUGGAGGUGCUUCUAGUAUAAAUAAUAAAAUAAUAGGAGGUGAUACCAUAGCAGAAAACACAUCCAGACAACAUUCUGCUAGAGGACUUUCAUUUGGUGGUGAAUCUGCUAGUGUUAAUCAUGGCAAUAACACAAAUAGUGCCUUUCCAGGCAGAGUCUUCACUGUUGGAGUAAGAGAAGCUAUGAGGUGUCUACGACAUAAGAAAUUACAGGCACUAAUUGUUGCACCCGAUAUUGAAGGUGGUGAUAUUGAAGGAGGAUUAAGACAUCAUGUUAUACAUAUACUUAUGCAAGCCCAAGAAUUUAAUAUCCCCGUUAUUUUUGCCCUAAAUAGACAUAGAAUUGGACGAGCAAUGGGUAAACACAUGAGGAUGAGUGUAUUGGGCUUAUUAUCAACUCGUGGUGUUGAGAGACAGUUCCAAACAGUGGCACAUACUGCGAAGGUAUUGCAAAGGUUGUAUAAUUUCUGUAUAGAGCAUGGUUUGCAACCUAAUGAAGACACAUUUAAGAAACUUUCAAUAUCAAUUAACAACUACUCCAACUGA
Molecule: messenger RNA, 3333 nt
Organism: Cryptosporidium muris RN66
Lineage: Eukaryota; Apicomplexa; Conoidasida; Eucoccidiorida; Cryptosporidiidae
Product: ribosomal protein L7Ae domain-containing protein
Exons: 1
Coding region: 1-3333 (1110 amino acids)
Biological process (GO): selenocysteine incorporation
Cellular component (GO): ribonucleoprotein complex
Molecular function (GO): mRNA 3'-UTR binding; ribonucleoprotein complex binding; selenocysteine insertion sequence binding
Source: RefSeq, a predicted model, not a curated record